This is a messenger RNA of Peromyscus californicus insignis, 3499 nucleotides long. RefSeq names its product RasGEF domain family member 1B (gene Rasgef1b). Gene Ontology annotation, biological process: positive regulation of GTPase activity; Ras protein signal transduction. The coding region runs from base 384 to 2063 and encodes 559 amino acids. The transcript has 17 exons. Gene Ontology annotation, molecular function: guanyl-nucleotide exchange factor activity. Gene Ontology annotation, cellular component: plasma membrane. The record is from RefSeq and is a predicted model, not a curated record. Lineage: Eukaryota; Metazoa; Chordata; Mammalia; Rodentia; Cricetidae.
GCGCUGUGCCCGCCGCCCUUGCCCGGGCAACCGCCGCGGGUCGUGCGCCGUUGGCCCUCCCGCCUCCCCCUCGGCGGGGCCCUUCCCUCUACUACGGCGCUGGUGACAUUCAGCAGGACCGGCUAGCGCAGCCGGGCUCCCGCGGCGCGCCGAGGCUGGGGCGCCCGCGGCUGUCUGCUCCUCUCACCCGGGCACCUCCGGAGGAGCGGCAGCCCAGAGCUCCCCGGCAGGCCCGGAGACCCCCGACCGGACAGCCUUGGCGGGCGGAUCCCCGCCCCCCGCCCGGGUCCCGGAGCUUCGGUCCGCCCUGCCCAGCCCAGCUCAGGCGCAGGGCGAGGACGGAGGCGGCGAGCGCCAGGGGGACCCGGCCUCCCUGCUCGUAUAUGGCAAAGUUUCUCGCGGCGCUCCUGGGCUGCACGCUGCCGAGCAAGGGCGCCUCUCCCAUGCUGGAGUCGAAAAGCCAUUCCCAAGUUGGCCUGAAAUCAAGCACAAAGCAAAAGGGCACCAUUUUUAGCACACUGGCUGGUGAGAAGCCCUCAUCUGACUACAAAAAGGAGCAGCAAUGGAAACCUGUCUACUGCAGCCUCGCUGCCACGUGCCUCGCGGGCCCUCUGAUUGAGAAGCCAGGAGGGAAAGAAAGUAUGCCUCAGACACCUCCCUUUUCAGCCAUGUUUGACAGCAGUGGUUACAACCGAAAUCUCUACCAGUCUGCAGAGGACAGCUGUGGAGGCUUGUAUUACCAUGACAAUAACCUCCUUUCUGGAUCUCUGGAGGCUCUUAUCCAGCACCUAGUACCCAAUGUGGAUUAUUAUCCAGAUAGAACAUACAUAUUCACCUUCCUGCUUAGUUCUCGCCUAUUCAUGCAUCCUUACGAGCUAAUGGCCAAAGUCUGCCACUUGUGUGUUGAGCACCAGCGACUGAGUGAAGGGGAUAGCGAGAAGAACCAGAUGAGAAAAAUUGCACCUAAAAUUCUCCAGCUCCUGACAGAGUGGACAGAAACAUUUCCUUACGACUUCCGGGAUGAGAGGAUGAUGAGAAACUUAAAAGACCUGGCGCACAGGAUGGCCAGCGGCGAGGAGCAGACAUACCGGAAGAAUGUCCAACAGAUGAUGCAGUGUCUCAUCCGAAAACUCGCUGCCCUCAGCCAGUAUGAGGAAGUCCUGGCUAAACUCAGCUCCACAGCCACAGACCGGCUCACAGUUCUGAAGACCAAGCCACAGUCCAUACAGCGGGAUAUCAUGACCGUCUGCAGCGAUCCUUACACGUUGGCCCAGCAGCUGACUCACAUUGAGCUGGAGAGACUCAAUUACAUUGGUCCAGAAGAAUUUGUUCAGGCGUUCGUGCAGAAGGACCCUUUGGACAAUGAUAAGACUUGCUACAGUGAACGGAAGAAAACGAGAAAUUUAGAAGCCUACGUAGAGUGGUUUAAUCGCCUAAGCUACCUGGUUGCAACAGAAAUCUGCAUGCCCGUGAAGAAGAAGCACAGAGCGAGAAUGAUUGAAUAUUUCAUCGAUGUGGCUCGAGAGUGUUUCAACAUUGGAAACUUCAACUCCUUGAUGGCAAUAAUCUCUGGUAUGAACAUGAGCCCGGUCUCGAGACUAAAAAAAACUUGGGCCAAAGUGAAGACGGCAAAGUUUGACAUUCUUGAGCAUCAGAUGGACCCUUCAAGCAAUUUCUAUAACUACAGAACAGCUCUCCGAGGCGCAGCGCAAAGGUCCCUAACUGCUCACAGUAGCAGAGAAAAGAUUGUGAUACCAUUCUUCAGUCUCUUAAUCAAAGAUAUUUAUUUCCUCAACGAGGGCUGUGCCAACCGUCUUCCAAAUGGCCACGUUAACUUCGAGAAAUUUUGGGAACUGGCCAAACAAGUGAGUGAGUUUAUGACGUGGAAACAGGUGGAGUGUCCAUUCGAGCGGGACCGGAAGGUCUUACAGUACCUGCUCUCAGUGCCCGUGUUCAGUGAAGACGCUCUCUACUUGGCUUCUUAUGAGAGUGAAGGACCUGAAAAUAAUAUAGAGAAGGACAGAUGGAAGUCUUUAAGAUCCAGCCUGUUGGGCAGAGUUUAACAAAUGGAGACUGUUGCUGCUGCUGCUGCUGCUGCUGCUGCUGCUGUUGCUGCUGCUGCUGCCGCCGCCGCUGCAUCAAACAGACCCUGGAGGGCCUGGCCUUUGUGUUCUGGCAUCUAGUACUAGGAACAGUCGUGCAGACCCUGCAAGCAAGCCCAACUGCGGAGCAGAUGGAAAACUCAUUUCCUACAGCCGACAGAUGGACUCGCAUUUUUGAGACUGAAAUGUUCACUGAAGACACUUGAGAAAGAAGCCUCUAAAAUUCCCGGCUCUGCACAUGAUUCAUCUUCUGGAAUUUCCACGUGAAUCACAGCUCUGCACCUGGAUGGAGUUUUCUUUUUUUGUGUGUGUGUGGUUUUGUUUUUUGUUUUUUGUUUUUUUUUAAUUUGCUUGAACAUUUGCUGCUAAUGGAACUUACCCAGCUGAGUGCUGGCUAUAUGAAAGCCCAUGGGUUUUUUGUUGUUGUUGUUGUUAAUUUAAAUGAAAAAGGGAGAGGAGGGAGGGGAAACACCCCCUCCCCUCAGCGCCCGCGCCCCUCCCCCAGUUUGGGUCCCAGACCUCUGCUUGAGCAGUAUUCCAAUGAGGGCAAAGACUGGGUGGAGGUCUGCUGCGGGCAUUCUUCCCCUUAGCGUGUACAGCGUUGUAAACAUCUCUCCUCCCUCUUCCUCCGAGGUUUUGAGUUGGCUGCUGGUUAGCACACUCCUCCUUGCCCAUAUAAGUUAUUUAAUAUAAUAAUGAAGCGCAACACUGUGGUAGGAAAAUAGCCACUAGGAAGAAACAAAAAAGCAGAGUUCGGCCCUGUUGGACUGCCCGUCCCGCUGGAAGGAUGGUGUUUUCUUUACCCUUCUGAGCUGUUUACAACUGACCACUGUGUUCUGUAGAUGUAUUUUUCAGUAGUUUUUGUUUUUAUCGUUACUUAGUUUUCCAUAACGCCGCCAUGCCCCCCCCCCCCCGUAAAUGUAAAUGAUCUGAUGACAUUAAGGGUCUUGGAAAAAUCCAUGACAUAAUCACAGUUGUUUUUUACUAACUUACUUUUCGUUAUUUUCUGGAGUCUGUUGGUGACUACUAAACAUGUAAACAAGGAAUAAAUUGGAAAUGUUACCUCCUCCCCUCUAGCAGUGAACAAAACCAAUGAGAACCAGGUUGCUGUUAACUCUGAUCGGUCUAACUGUGAGCUCGUUCCCCUGGUUAACAUCUAAAUAGGUCCAUAGUUCCUCUGCCAGCAGCGAUUGUGUAUACUCUAGGAGAAGCUUUAGAGUAGUGAUCCCAGCUAAUGAAAAUGCACAAGGCCAAGUUCCAACCCCAGACAUGUUCAUUAACCUUUCUGACGCUGUUUUGAGAAUCAGCAUGUCCUUAGCGUGCAUUGUCUCAGCAGGCCUCAACUGUCUCCAAGUUGUCCCUUUACAACGUCAAUACAUUUUACACUCUGCAGCCAA